Molecule: messenger RNA, 3708 nt
Organism: Clonostachys solani
Lineage: Eukaryota; Fungi; Ascomycota; Sordariomycetes; Hypocreales; Bionectriaceae
Source: the annotation of a GenBank genome assembly
AUGGCUCGUGCGAGCAUCGAGCUUCCUCUAAUGACGCAUAACGGCCGUCCUGAUACAUUACAAACAGCCCCCAAAGACAAUCGAGACAUCAAAAAAGCCGGCGCAGAUUGGAGAGAUGCAGAACUUCAACCCCCACAUACCGAGCCAGGCCCUGGUGCAGCGACGGAAACCAAGAUGGCGAGAGAAACAACGCCGUUGACCACUGAUGCUAUAUUCUCAGAUCGGGCACAGAAGAGCCAAACGAAUGGAAGAAAAUGGCGCCCAUUUUGGCUACAUUCCCGUAUCCUCUUGCUCUUUCUCGCUUUCUUCAUUGGUUGCAUGAUCGCUUUGCCGGUCCUGUUGUCGUACUCUUCCAUACACAAUGGUAUCGCAGAAGUGCGACAAGGUUUCGAAAAGCCAUGGAGAUUUAUCUCAAUUGCUGUGCUCACACUAGUUGCUAUAUUUUGGAACCGGGUUGAAUUACAGGUUUUGCGCUACGCUCCUUGGAUUUCGGUACAGCCUAACCAACCAGUCGAUCGUGCAAUGCUAGACCUGGAUUAUGUUUCGAUGAUGCCGCCCGUGGCACUUUUUCAGUCUUUGAAGAACAAGCAUUUCUUGGUAUUCACUGCUGUCCUUACAUCCAUCAUCUGUAAGGCUCAGAUCGUUCUGUCUCCCAGUUUGUUUUAUUCCGAAACUACGAGGUUCACGUAUCCUACUGAAAUCCAACUGUUGGAUACUUUCGACACUUCCUUCGAUGUACAGAAGGACAUACGAGAAGGGACCGGCAAUACUGCUGAGAAAACAGGUCCCUAUUAUAACUCACGAGCCGUCCGAAAGUUCGACCUAGAGCUUCCGUUCGGAGUCUCCCAAGACGCUGCCUAUCAAACUUUCAGCUCAGGAGCAGACGGAACAGACACACGAGGCACGACCCAGGCUCCUGUGACGACGACAGUUGAUGCGCUGUUUAUGGAUAUUGAAUGUCUCAAGCUAGAGAGCUACUCAGCUCGUCGAAAUCGCACGGAGGAGGGUAUCUUUUACGCCAACCUCGAGUUGAAAUUCGAACAAUGCGAGCAGCCUUUGUCAGUUUCGUCAUUGUUUUUCUACAUACAGAACCCCAACGCCACUACGCUUGUUCCGCCAAACUUCUGGGCCAUUGAAACAUUGAGUGAAAAACAUUGUUCAAUACUUCCGACACAAUUCUCGCCCUUCAUUUAUUACGGGGCGCUACCUAAGGGUAAUAUAACAGAAGAUACCUCGGCCAUUGAGAUGGAAGCAUUCGGGGCCCUCAUGUGCGCGCCCAAGUCGUGGAUAUCCCCGGUUCGAGUCACGGAUGACGGCGUCAGGCCCAUAAUGUCAUCGUGGGAGGGUGUCGAGCAAAGAACCCCUUUCAAUGUAAGUCUCUGGGACAUCAUACCGGGCUCAUUAUCGAACGAUAUGGGACAUUGGUUUCCCAACCAGGCCCGAGGCAGCAGCGGUGCUAUCGGGCCUGUCAACGUCGAGUCCCGCUUAUGGGGCAGGACUCCCGAGGCCAAUGACACCUCGCUUUAUCAAACCAGCGUCUUAUAUGAAGCAACCAGGAACAUGACCAAGUAUUUUGGGCCCAUGGCUGCCCAUUAUAGACUGAAGUUGGCCAGCGAUUCAGCCCACGCGUACGGUUCCACCAGUGUCGCAAGACUAAGGCUGAAGGCCAACCGCGGGGUGUGCAUUGCGAUGACAGUGCUAUUUUCCUUGUCUGCAACAGUCGCAUUGUGGUCAUUCAUUUCCCUGCGCAUGAGUUUGAAGCCUUGGCAUAGAGAUCCCGCAACAAUACUGGGAUCCAUGAUCUUCUUCGACAGGCAAAACGUUGACCAAGCCCCGUCGAUGGAAUCGUUGCUGGAUAAACCGGCAUCCACUGUCCCCGAACAGAGCGACUCAACUUAUACAAUGCUACCUCUUCGAACGUGGGUUCGCUCGAUGUAUCUUGUUUAUGUUAUGGGGCUUAUAAUUGCGCUUGCUAUUACUCUCCAUAUAUCGCAGGAAUCCAUCGGGUUGACAACAAUAGAGAAAGGGACAUCCCCUCUUUGGUGGGCGUCGCUCCCUGCACUCGCCAUGGCCAUUGUCAGUUUGUAUGCCACUUCUUGCGAUACAGCUGUGCGCGAUAUCGCUAUUCUAUCUAAACUAUCUUCAACGCCCUGCAACGCCAUGGAGAUUGACAUGUCAUUGUUGGAUAUGCUGGGCUUCACGGCCCUCUACUACUCGCUUCGGCUCAAACUAUAUACUGUCACUGUCACACAACUUAUUGCCAUUGUCUGUGGAGUGCUGGUAUCUCUGUCGGGAAUUCUCUACAGUUCGCAGCAUUCCCCGAAUAGCACUGCCACCAUUUUCAAACAAACUAGCUGGUUUGGCUAUCGAACGCCACUAGUUGAUCCUGUCGAGACAUAUAUGGACCUUCAGCCCAACGAAUAUGAGGUCACCCGGAACGAUUUGAGCAGCCUGGUGCUCGCUCAGAACACUUCCACGAUCAAGUACCCUCAAUGGACCUAUCGUGAUCUCGUAUUCCCUUCCUUUGCGAUGGAUGAAGCGGUUCCAGCUUGGGAUAGCGGCACGUCCGUCAGGGUAAAUAUGCCAGCCGCUAGGUUGACACCCGAUUGCAUCCGUUUAAACAGUACAGCGGUUGAGAAAACCAUGACAUGUCCAAACGGAACAGAGGUUUCGUAUAAUCUGACAAGUCUCUCCUGGAGUACUGGAUAUUAUGCAUCCAUGGUGUCUGGUGAGCGAACACCAGGCGUCAUUCGGCUGGCCUGCGACCUCGAAGCGGAAGAGUUGGAUGAUCGUACUUGGACUUACCUAGAUCAGACUUACUCUUGGGGAAGGAACUCCAAAUCAGGUGCCAACCAUUCCGCCGAGUGGAGUUGUAACUAUACCUGGGCUGAGGUGCCUACUGACGUUACAUUUCGCUGGGUAGAUGGAAAGGCCCAAAUUGACUAUGACAACCCUCCAACUCCGGCCUACGACCAGAGCAAGCCAUAUGAUCCUCCAUUUAGCAUUCCCAUCUUCUCGCAGGCUUACACGGCUGUCUAUGGCGCUGUAUUUCCACAAUUCAACCUACCAAAUUCAGACGCAUUACAAGUUGGAUACGAAUUCGCCUACCUAGUAGAGCCCUUCGGGUCCAUCAAGCUAGAAGAUCUAGCUGACCCGAACCAAGAGGAAAAGAUUCUUGAAGCCCUACACUUCAGCCGAGCGCAGAUAGCAGCUCAGCUAGCGAACCUGGAGCACCGACUGGGUCUCAACGAGACUUCAGGAGCCCAGCCUGCGCAACAUGGGCAGCUGCCUUUUAUCGAUGGGAUUGUUACAGAGGGCAACAGGUAUCGGCUGAUCCAGAGUUUCGAAAUAACCAUGGCCCUCAUAGUUUUGCUGUCAAUCUUCUUUGUCGUCAAUCUAUGGGCACUAAUAUCUGCGGCGUUGAUGUAUUUCCUAGCCAGCAAGUUCCCUCUCCUCCUUGAUCUGGAGCUGAAGGGCAAAGGACACCAUGGUUUAAACAGUAUCAGGAUGACUGAUUCUCUCCUUUCCGAGUCGAAUUACUCUGAUUAUCUCCCCAAAAAUGCAGCCUUAUUGUCGCUGAGGGAAUUGUAUCAUCAGCUAGCAGGAGUUUCGUUUAGGAUGGGCCGGUUUUGGAGAAAGGAUACGAAGACGGCUGUAUAUACGGUUGGUGUAUUGGACAACAGUAACCUACAGCCAUUGGAUAAUUGA